Molecule: messenger RNA, 6661 nt
Organism: Pygocentrus nattereri (red-bellied piranha)
Lineage: Eukaryota; Metazoa; Chordata; Actinopteri; Characiformes; Serrasalmidae
Gene: cdh24b
Exons: 14
Coding region: 692-5449 (1585 amino acids)
Biological process (GO): multicellular organism development; calcium-dependent cell-cell adhesion; adherens junction organization
Cellular component (GO): adherens junction; plasma membrane; catenin complex
Molecular function (GO): cadherin binding; calcium ion binding
Source: RefSeq, a predicted model, not a curated record
GACGUUGAAAAAGCAGUCAGAGACAGAGAGAGAGAGAGAGAGAGAGAGAGAGAGAUCAUAAAACGAGAGAGACACACUGAAAUACCAGAGAAAAAGGAGAGAGCGAGAGAGGCUGAGAGAGCGACAUAAUAAAUGAACGCGAGCGGCAGAGAGUAGAAAGAGCGAGAGGCAGACGGACGGAGAGAGAGAGAGAGAGAGAGAGAGAGAGAGAGAGAGAGAGAGAGAGAGAGAGAGAGAGCCGGUGCUGCUCCGCUUCGCCUCAGUCCUCAGUGCCGCGGAAGAGAGAAGAAGAAACUCCACACGUUCCUCCUCAGCUCGACAUGAAAAGGUAACGAAUCCCUCCAUCCACUAACAGCGAGGCGCGAGAGCGGCAGCGUUCCAUCCCGCGCGGGAGCCUCAACGGUCGUUGUAACGGGCGAUCAACCCUCCAUGGGAAACUGAGUGAAACGUUCUGCCAGAAGAGGCUCGGAUUGAUAGAGGCAGAUACUGCAGAAGCGGAAGAAAAAAAAGAGGGAUUGCGUGACUGACACCUGCCCUGCAGCUUUGGCAGAGGACGUGUAACGGAGGAGUAAAGACUGGGGGGGGAGCAGGGAAAUAGACACAGAAGGAAGAAUGAAGACAACCAGAAAGGAAGCAUUUCCUUCCAUUAGCUGUCACUUAAAUUAAUUCACUAUACCUUCAAUCACUCAACAUGACUGACAGGUGGAUCUUCUUAUUGGUAUCCUUUUGCCUGUGGGAGGGGCUUAUAGGCUUGGGAUCAGUCACAAAGGUCGUUAAGAGAAGAGGAUUGGGUUCAGUUCAUUCCCAAUUGCAUGGAGGCAAUGGGGUGGCCAAUCAAUGGGAUACAAGUGUGGAAAAGAAUGGAUUGCCAGUAGUUCGGCUCAAAGAACUGAUUGGUGCUGACAAAGUGGAUGACAGAUCUAUAGGUCACCCAAAAGGUGCUCAGAACAAUGGAGCCCUGCCUGUCUCAAACCAGGACGAACUCCUUGAUUUUAAUGCGAAAUCUCUUCUUCAGGUAGACGACUCCAGUAAGAGGGUACGCAUGGCAGUUGAUGGUACACGGGACGUGCUUGAGUCAAGAAGGAAUAGGAAUACCACUAAAAACAUGGAAGUUGCACCUAAAAGUGGACGACUUGAUAAGGGGACUCCAAUUCACCACAAGAUAGACUCUAGUUUACACCUAAACAGAACCAGAUUCAAGUCCCCUCCAAGAUCAAGAGGGAGGUCAAGCCCUGGGAUUCUCAGCAAUGCCAAGGGUCCGAAGGGGGCUAUGCUGGACCCACCGCAUAAAUUAAACUUGACUGGAAGCUACGGUGUAUUGAAGCUCAUUUCCAAGGAUAACCUUGUGCGGAUUGUGAACUCCCAACUCCAGAACGGUCUGAAUUUCCAGAACAAGAUUAGUCACAGUAGGAAGAGAGAUUUGAUUGAUAUGGAUCGCAGCCAAGUGGAGGAACCUGAAAUAAAGAGACAAGACAGGCCAAUAACUCCAGAUGUUCAUGAAUCUGAUCAUCAUAACAAGAAUCUAACAGUUGAGCCAUGCUCAAGCACCAUCACAAAUCCCAAUGGUAAUCCAGAUCAAACGAUUCGCACUCUAAGGAAACCAAUUAGUGAACGCACUCCCAAUUCGAGAGAGGAAGAGAAAAAGGCAGAGGCAAGGGGUGCAGCUUUCACUGUUUCUUGGAGAAGCAAACACUACACUACCCACGUGGCAUCAACACCACAAAGUGAACUUGUGGUCAACACAGAGGCCAAUCUUGUUACUGUGCACAGCGAUACUUCUCCAAGUAUGUUGCAUGCUCCGUCUCAGACAGACUCUGAUCCAAAAAAGAGCUCAGAAACUGAUGCAAAAGAGGAACCAGGAUUGGAAUUCAGUGCCACCCAGGAUCCCAUUAGUAAAGCUUCAGAUUCUCUUGAUGGUGGUCACAUUCUGAAGCUUCCCCCGAAUCCGGAACGCAGUGGAGGAGGUACGGAAAGCAGAGGGACAACUGUGGACACCUGGCCUGGCCGAGGGUGGCAUGGCCUCGUGUUCCAGGAAAUGGAGGAGGACGAAGAUAAGACAUGGAGUCCAAAGGAAGGAUCUCGAUCAAGAAGACGACGCAGUUGGAUCUGGAACCAGUUCUUUGUUAUUGAAGAAUAUGCUGGGCCAGAACCUGUUCUCAUUGGAAGGCUGCACACUGACAUGGACAGAGGUGAUGGACGCACGAGGUACGUGCUCCGGGGCGAAGGGGCGGGGUCCGUGUUCGUGAUUGACGAGAAGACGGGCAACAUCCAUGUGACCAAGCCCUUGGACAGGGAGGAGAAGGAUGAGUACCGGCUGAUCGCCACAGCAACAGACAGCCAGACGGAACGUGCCUUGGAGCCCUCUUCUCAGUUCAUCAUCAGGGUGCAGGACAUCAACGACAACCCACCUGUGUUUGAGGAUGGGCCCUACAGCGCCACCGUCCCUGAGAUGGCCAACAUAGGCACAUCCAUUGUCCAGGUGACGGCGACUGACGCGGAUGACCCCACCUAUGGGAACAGCGCUCGGCUGGUCUACACGCUGGUCCAAGGCCAACCACACUUCUCUGUUGACCCACAAACAGGAAUUUUGCGCACAGCUGUGCCUGACCUGGACAGAGAAACGCAGGAUCAGUACCUCGUGGUGCUCCAGGCUAAAGACAUGGGUGGCCACCUUGGAGGCCUUUCUGGAACCACCACAGUUACUGUGAAACUGACCGACGUCAACGACAACCCACCACACUUCACACAGAGCACCUGGCUCUUCUCUGUCUCCGAGUUGGCUGUGCCGGGGGCGGAGGUGGGCCGGAUCUCGGCAACAGAUGCUGACCUGGGAGAGAAUGCCAAGCUGGAAUAUACCAUUCUGGAGGGUGAGUCGGGGGACACCUUCAACAUUACCGGAGUGAACCAAGAGGCCAUCAUCAUCCUCAACAAGGCUGUGGACUACGAGAGCCGCAGUUCAUACUCUUUCUCCGUGGAGGUGCUGAACCCCACCGUGGACCCCCGCUUUCUGCGCCGUGGUCCCUUUAAGGACCGUGCCUCUGUUCGAGUUGCAGUGCUGGAUGCUGAUGAGCCGCCAAGGUUCUCACGAGCCCGCUACCGCAUGGACGUGUCUGAGAACUGCCCACCGGCUUGCACUGUGGGCCGGGUCAGUGCCGUGGACCCAGACACUGGACUCAACAACAACAUCAGAUACUCCAUUGAUCCCCAGUCAGAUCCAGAGGCUCUGUUCCGCAUCGCCCCAGACACUGGACUCAUCACUACGGCGACAGAGCUGGACCGCGAACAUGAGCAAUGGCACAACGUCACCAUCAUUGCCACUCAGAGAGACAACCCCAGCCAAGUAUCCAGGGUGGUGGUUGCUAUCGAGACACUGGAUCUGAAUGACAAUGCCCCGGAACUAGACCGACAGUACAACACGGCCAUGUGUGACUCCGCCUCCGCUGGACAGGUGGUGCAGGUGUUGAGAGCGAUUGAUAGAGACGAGGGAGGCAAUGACAGCACCGUCCAUUUCAACAUUCCUCCAGAGUCCAGCACCGCACUCAACUUCAGCAUCAGAGAGAGUGGAGGCCCCACCGCAAGCCUGGUGCUGGCCUCGCCCUUGCAGUCGCUCUCCCGCUCCUCCUCUUCCUCCUCCUCCCUCACCCUCCACGUCCCGCUGAUCCUGAGGGAUGGCUCCUCGGGGCUGACCAGCACCGGGACGGUCACCGUGUCCGUCUGUCCCUGUCUGAAAGGAGGGGCGCGGGCCGGGGAGAAGGAGAAACAGAGCGACGCAGAAUGGGAGAGGGAGACGGUAUGUCUGCCCCAACACUCUUCACUGCCCUCCCCUGGACUCAGCACUGCUGCCCUGCUGGCUAUUUUAGCCUGCGUGGCCACACUUUUGGCUGUCAGUGCUCUCUCUCUGUCCCUGCGCCGCCAAAAAAGGGACUCCCUCUCUCCUCUGGAGGAAGACGAUGUCAGGGAGAACAUCAUAACGUACGAUGAUGAGGGAGGUGGCGAGGCAGACACGGCUGCGUUCGACAUCACAGCACUCCAGAGCGCCCCCCACAGCGCGCACAGGGGGUACCGCACUCUGGACAGCAGAAAUAUACGGUAUUCCCAGCGUGGCCAGGAUAAGGCACGGACAUACAGCAGCUGGGCUCAGUCAGGGGUUCUGGACAGCGGUCAUCAUAGCCAGACGACUCCUCUGUAUGGUCGCUUAUGUUACAGCAGCCAAACGCUCCCUGUGCUCCGACGCACACAGGCUCCCUACGAGCCUGGCCUGGCUGAGCUGGGCUACCGCUUUCCUGGGGGCCAACCAGACCACUCCCUGGUCAUUCAGAACCAGGGGGCAGUGGUGGGACCCCUGGAGCCAGGGGCUUUGUAUGUGGGGUCUGGAGAGGGAGGGAACAGUUCCAGGGAGGGGACAGCAUCCCAGGAUGGAGCCACUGCAUCCGAAGGGGGAACGCCACGGAAAAACGAUGCCAAGGAGGAUUCGAGCAGCGAUGCCCAGCAGAGCCAAGAUCUGGACUGGAAGCGUAAGCUCAUCCUGACCCGCUCUGACCCUCCUGCUCCUCCCCGUCCCAAACAGGUGCAGUCAGAGUCUGUCCCUCGCGAACAGCAGACGCUGGUGCUGACCCGCUCCGGUUCCCUGGCAGCUGUCUCCGGUGUUUCGGGCAGCUGGGCGUGCGACUCUGCCACUCUGCCCUCAGCUGGGCGGCGCUCGUCACGGGCUGGGAUGUCUCCGAAGAAGAACGCGGCUGGUUCCAUGGAGUCAGGCACCGACGGAGCUGCCAUUCGCAAUUACGCAACCAUCCUGCAGGGGGAUCCGCAGAGGGACUACACGGGCAGCCUGGGCCGAGGCGGACUGGAAAUGGGCAGCAACUUUGUGGUGUAUCCGGAGAGCGCUGGAGGGGGAUUCAUAGGGGACUGGCGGGAUAGGGUGGGUUUGGGGAGUUUCGGCCUGGGAAGGCGGGAUAUGACCCCCCAGCUGCUGCCCUAUCCCAGCCAAGGUCGGGGAUCUUUUGCGGGGAUUCUGGGGUACGGAGGCGCCUGGCCUACAGGGCCCGAAGCAGCAGCUAGAGCGGCCUCAGCCGGAGGAGGCGGAGCGGGUCACUCUCUUGCCCUGAGGGUGGGCGAGUUCCUGCGGUUGCGCCUGGCCCAGGUAACCUUCGAUCCCACGCAGCCGCCAUACGACUCAGUGCAGGUGUACGGGCUGGAGGGCACGGGGUCUCGGGCUGGCUCGCUCAGCUCCCUGGAAAGCGAGGGGGAAAAAGACGGAGAGAAGGAAGAGUGGGGUGGCGGCCUGGAGGAAUGGGGGCCGCAGUUCCGCAAGCUGGCCCAGCUGUUCCGAGACCGGGAGAAGGAAAAAGACGAGAAGGAGAAGGACGGAGAGAAGGCGCGGAAGCGGAGCACAGAGGAGGAGGAUGAGAAAGAGGAGCAGUCCGGAGAUGAGAGGAAGGACAAGGACUGAAAGAGAGAAUGAGGGGAAAGAGAGAGAGAUAGAGAGGUGUAAAGGGUGAGGGGAUGAUUAAACAACGAUGAGAUCGAGAAUAAUGGGAAGAGAAGCGAGGGGCGAAGGAGACGUAGAGGAAAAGUAAUGGGGAGAGACGGAGAAAAACAAGCGUCGGCAAGAGAGGCAGACAAAGACAAAGAGAGAGAGGAGGCUGCGGAGAGAGUGAUUGAUGCAAUUUGAAGCAAUAAGUGUUGAAAAGCAGAAGCGUGAGCACAGAAGCUAAAGACACCGAAGGCUCUGUUUCACAUCAGAGUAUUUACCAUUCUUUAAGAGCGCCAGGCAGGGAGGAGUAAAAAAAAAGAUGCUUAUAGUGUCUUAGAUUAGCUUCAGUUCACACAAUGAGAGGAGAGAGAGAGUGAGAGAGAGACCUUGUAUGAGAGAUAUCGAGAUAUUCCAGAUGACUUGGACCUUAAAUUAUGUUUUUGGGGCAACGUGCAAGACAAUACAUCCACCAGGGAGUCUGGGAAGAAAGUAGGCUAACAUAGCGCAGGCGAUAAGAACUACAUAAGGGUGGGAGAUAAAGGUUUGUACAGAAAUUGUUGAUACAUCCACCGAGGAAGGUGGGAAUGAAUUAUUCAGCCCACAGUGUCAUUCCAAACGAAAGGUCUGAAUAUUUCAAUCCUGGAAGAAGAAAAAAAAAACGCACCUACACACCUACUCUCGCGCACUCACAUGUUCACAGUCUUAAAGAGCAUAUCCUCUGUUCAUUUCCUUUGCCUUUUCAAUGCAAAUAACCUGGAUUUGAGAUGGACUGCCAGUAACAUCUCGAGAAGAACUGAUUGUAUACGAAGCCGUGAAAUAAGCUAUAUAUCUAAAUAGUGAUGCUGACGUGCAACGUAUACAAAUGGACUAUGAAAUGUCUAAAAAAAAUUAGAGGGCAACCACGUUACGUUGAACGUGACCAGAAACCCUUGUUCUUUGUUGAAAAGUUAAAGAAAUAUUUCAAUUUCAAAACAUCUUGUUUGGUAUUAUUUCUGAAUUCUUCAUUAUAAAGUCAUUCAGAGUGAUUCAUUCAGGUUUGAAGUAAAAUGAUUCAUUGUAGAGAAACUUGCCGCCUCUGACUUCUUUACAGUGGUGCCGAUGGGAAGCAAAUAUUGAUAUCCAAAAUGACCAGUGAACCUACAUAUUGCUGUUGUCAGAAACCUCGUAAUGGUAACUUUACAAGAGAAG